This is a messenger RNA of Stegastes partitus (bicolor damselfish), 1120 nucleotides long. Its product is annotated as transmembrane protein 120A-like. Gene Ontology annotation, biological process: fat cell differentiation. The transcript has 12 exons. Bases 1 to 1020 code for a protein of 339 amino acids. Lineage: Eukaryota; Metazoa; Chordata; Actinopteri; Pomacentridae. Gene Ontology annotation, cellular component: membrane. The record is from RefSeq and is a predicted model, not a curated record.
AUGUCUCAAGGUUUAACAGAAGUUCUGGAGGAGUGGAAAUGUCUGGAAGAAGAGUAUCAGCAACUUCAGGAGACACACAGAACGUACUUGCAGAAACUGGAUGAAAUAUCCAAACUACAAAACAACUGCUCUUCUUCCAUUUCCCGUCAGCGGAGAAGACUGAAUGAAAUGUCCCACUUAGUGAAAAAAUGCAGCAAAGGACCAUCAGUGGAAGAUGCGAAGAAACUGGAUGAAAUAAAAGAGAAAAUCAAGACACGACCAAACGCUUUCUUUGAAAUGGAAGCUUUCCUUCCCAAGAAAAAUGGGUUAUACCUCAGUUUGGUGCUUGGAAAUGUGAAUGUCACUCUUCUUAGCAAGCAGCUGAAAUUUGCCUACAAGGAUGAAUAUGAGAAGUUCAAGCUGUACCUCACCGUCGUCCUGAUGAUGUUCUCCUUCAUAUGUUAUUUCUCUGUGAGCUACAGGUUUCUUGAUGCAAUCCUCAAUUUCCUGCUGGUAUUUUACUAUAGCACAUUAACUAUCCGGGAAAGUAUCCUCAUCACCAAUGGCUCCAGAAUCAAAGGAUGGUGGGUUUUCCAUCACUAUAUAUCAGCUUUUUUGUCCGGUGUAAUGCUGACAUGGCCAGACGGGAACCAGUACAAGAUGUUCAGGAACCAGUUCCUUGCCUACUCUGUCUAUCAAAGCUUUGUUCAGUGUCUGCAGUGCUAUUAUCAGAGUGGAUGUCUGUACAGACUACGAGCUCUGGGGCAAAGACACAACAUGGAUCUGACCGUGGAGGGAUUUCAGUCGUGGAUGUGGAAAGGCCUGACGUUUCUUUUGCCCUUCCUGUUUUUUGGACAUUUCUGGCAACUCUUCAAUGGCCUGUCUCUGUUCAGAAUGGCUCAGCUCCCAGACUGCAAAGAAUGGCAGGUCAUGAUGUGUGGCAUCUGCUUCCUCAUUCUGUUCAUGGGAAACUUCUUCACCACCGUCGCAGUCGUUCGUCAGAAGCUUAAGACCAGGAAUCAGAAACGAAAGAGCCUGUGAUACAUUUAAAAAUCAGGAAAUAUCAUGGCUAUGAAAAGGCCCCUCCUGUGCUCCUCCCCAAAUGAAAGCUCAUGUCACCAUCAACUUCAGUCACGUUUAC